GCGUUCCUACGCCCACCCUCUCCGAGAAAGGCACCCAGCACCCUGGAGGCACAUAUGUCGGCGCCCUGGGGUGGGACAUCGGGCACGGCGGAUACCGUGAAGUCUACGAUACGCUGCGCAUGGCCAGUUCGCUGCAGAUCGUCGAGAAUCCUUAUUGCCCUGGUUUGGAGCGUUGGGCGUUGGGAGCGCAUCUGAUCUGCGCCUAUUCCACCUAUGAGGACACCUGCCAAGGUGACUCCGGCGGCCCCCUCUUCAUAGCAGACAAUCCGCUGAGCGGCAACCUGUCCAAGGGGAACCCUCACAUUGACCUCAUCCUUGGAAUCGUAUCUUUUGGCCCUGCCGCAUGCGCCAGGGGGAGAGGUGGCGCUUACACGCGGGUCUCUGAUAUGCGCGAUUGGAUCGAUGCCAUCAUAGAGGGGAAAACAUACUUCGAG
Ostreobium quekettii is the source of this 434-nucleotide messenger RNA. The record is from the annotation of a GenBank genome assembly. Lineage: Eukaryota; Viridiplantae; Chlorophyta; Ulvophyceae; Bryopsidales; Ostreobiaceae.